GGGAUGCAGCUGUUGAUGGGGAUGAUCAUGUAGAAAAUCCUAAUAAUCAGACUAGUGCUAACGUUGAGCCAAAUCAACCAAUGGAAGAGGAGCCUGAGGUUGCCAAUCCUGAGCGUGAACAAAUUGUAGCUACUAGAUUUGAGAGAGAUCCUGGUAAACGUGUUCAAAUAUUGGAUCUGCCAACUGAUCAACAAGAUGAAGCUAGAAGAUUUUAUAUUUCAGAGGGCCCAUAUCAACUAGAGUUGACAGAGUACGAACCAUGUGAAUUGGCUCAUGGUCGUCGAUUUCAGAGCAGUUGGUUCAAGAAAUUUCAUUGGCUAGAAUAUUCACCUCACACAAAUCGUGCUUACUGCCUGCCAUGUUUUUUAUUUUCCAAGAAGCCAACUGGGAAAUCAGGAUCAUAUGCAUUCAUAGUCAAUGGAUUUCAGAACUGGAAGAAAGUUAAUCGUGGAAAAGAAUGUUCUUUUCUAAAACACAUGGGGGAUGUCGACUCAGCUCAUAAUUAUUCAGUUCAAUGUUUUGUUAAUCUUAAAAACGAAAUGGCUCAAAUUGACAAUCAGAUGCUUCAAAAGAAAAAGGCAAUGUUUGCAUCAGGAAGACUAAGGCUUGCGGCUACAAUUGAUUGCAUUAG
Messenger RNA from Striga hermonthica, 631 nucleotides. NCBI's taxonomy places the organism in Eukaryota, Viridiplantae, Streptophyta, Magnoliopsida, Lamiales, Orobanchaceae. The record is from the annotation of a GenBank genome assembly.